This is a messenger RNA of Calliphora vicina (urban bluebottle blowfly), 324 nucleotides long. RefSeq names its product thioredoxin-1-like. The transcript has a single exon. NCBI's taxonomy places the organism in Eukaryota, Metazoa, Arthropoda, Insecta, Diptera, Calliphoridae. Gene Ontology annotation, molecular function: protein-disulfide reductase activity. The record is from RefSeq and is a predicted model, not a curated record. Gene Ontology annotation, cellular component: cytosol. Bases 1 to 324 code for a protein of 107 amino acids.
AUGGUUUCUAUACUUAAAAGUGCAGGUGAAUUCGAGAAACAAAUCGCAGGUGCCGGUGACAAAUUGGUGGUUCUGGAUUUUUAUGCCACCUGGUGUGGUCCCUGCAAAGAAAUGGAGCCUCAUAUACGCAAAUUGAUUAAACACUAUAAGGAUCGCGCCAUUGUCAUUAAAAUCAAUGUCGACAAGUUUCAGGAUAUCUGUGAUUAUUACAAAGUUCGUAGUAUGCCGACAUUUGUUUUUAUCAAAAAUCAGAGACGCGUAUCCAGUUUUGCGGGAGCUGAUGCAAAAUUGCUUACACAAAAAAUGGCUUCAUUAGUUAAAUAA